CUUUAAUGAUAACAGUUGUACACGUGACCCUGCUUUAAACCUUCUGGGCGACUGCCCUGAUUGAUAACUGAAACAUCUUUGGUUUAAGCUGUGUCACCCCUAUCACAAUAAUGGCUCCAAAUUUUAAAGUCCAUGCAGCUCCUCCAACUCAAGAUGAUGUCCUAACUAGUAAAAUAGGAGCCGUUUUAUUAGGGCCACCAGGUUCGGGUAAAGGAACAGUGGCCCAGAAAUUAAAGGAAAAUUUCUGUUACUGUCAUCUUUCCACCGGGGAUAUGCUUCGGGCUGAAGUUUCUUCUGGUUCUGAGCUAGGAAAUACAAUUAAACAUUGUAUUGAGCAAGGUAAGCUUGUAACAGAUGAAGUUGUAGUUAAGCUUAUCGACUCUCAACUUGACAAGCCUGAGUGUUCUAAUGGAUUUCUCCUUGACGGCUUUCCAAGGACAGUUGUUCAAGCUGAAAAACUCGAUGAACUUAUGGAGAGACGGAAGACGAGUCUGAAUGCUGUGAUAGAAUUUAGUAUAGAUGAUUGUCUCCUUGUUAGACGAAUUAUAGGUCGUUUGAUUCAUCCACCAUCUGGUCGUUCUUACCAUGAAGAAUUUAUGCCUCCAAAGGAACCAAUGAAAGAUGAUGUUACUGGGGAACCUUUAGUUAAAAGAACAGAUGAUAAUGCAGAAACUCUAAAACAACGUUUAUCAUGCUAUCAUGAAUUAACACAGCCUCUUGUAGAUUAUUAUAAAAAAAGAGGUAUUCAUCAUAAAAUUGAUGCUUCACUACCAGCGCCUCGAGUUUAUUCUCUAGUUGAAAGUAUAUUUUAUAAAUGUAUGAUUUCUGAAAGGAGACAGGGAGCUAGAGCCAAUGCCUAAUUCUGAGGCACUUAUUCAGAAUUGGCCUGAUUUGGUUAUUGUUGAUUAAAUCGAUUUAGAAUUUAAAAUGGACAAUGAAUCUGACAUAGAAAACCAACAUUGUUCACUCUCCAUAAUACCGGUGGUUUGAAAAACAUAAGUGCAUUUUUGAGUUAACAUAGGGGUGGUAUCAGCUUAAAAUAAAAUUGAGUUGGAAGGUAUUGAUUUUGUUUAAACACUUAAUGUACUUUAUUAUUUUUAAAUUAUUUCCAUGACAAGACCCAAGAAACUCAUUCAUAUUUGGUUCUUUACUCAUUUACAUUAAAGAUAAAUAAUUGUAGAAUUAUGAUUUAAAAUUUUAUUGAAUCGGUCUAAUUGCUGUAAUAUAAUAUUGCAUUUAACACAAUUCAUUAAUGUUUUGUGGAUCAUGCAUUUAGUGAGAUAGAGAAUAUAAUUGAUAUAACGUACAAAUCAAGUUAAGAAUCAUUAAUUUGAUGCAGCAUUUAAAAAUAAAUGACAUUCCUCUCUGGUAGUGAUUUAUUUUCUAUUUUAAUUUAUGUUCCUUUAUUGUACUAUAUUCUUAAAUUGGCUAUUUUGAAUUUAAUUUAUAAGAGGAAUAUUUGAUUAUAUAAUAAAUUAAAUUUGAUGAUUUCCUAAUAAUUUGUCCUGAUCUGCUUUUAAAAUUAAAAAAAAAAUUGUUAUUUUAAUGUCCAUUUAGUUUUACUCUAGUGAAAUUUUAUUCUAAAUUAUCAAAUUUUAUUGAAGGUUUUGCCACUGGUUUAACACAUAUCAUUUAUGUAUGUUUGCAUUUAUAGAUGGAAUUUAAUUAUACAAUUUAUAAGUAAACAUUUUUGUUUUUAAUUCUAAGUUCAAUACAAUAAUUAGUGUGUUGAAUGGACUAAGGGAGUAAAAGUGUCAUUAUUUUAUGCAUUCAUUAACUGUAAAAAUGUCUAUUUAUAUGUACACUUCCACUUUCUUCAGAUGGAUCGAAUAGUCUUGAGGUACUGUUUAAACCCCCAAACUAAAGAUUAUUUUAAAUGAUUAUCAAGGAUAAAUAAGUCUCUCCUGGUGUCGGUAUACUCAAUUUUUUGCUUCCUUUAUAACGCAACAUUUCAAUGAGUUUGACUUAUAUUCUACAUAUCCAAUAUACAUAUAUAUUUUUUUUUUAAUUUAAGAAGUAAAUGCCAUUGCUCCAAUAAUGAAAAGAUUUUUAAAAAAAGAAAAUAAAGUUAUCGAUGAACAUUACCAAUUGUCAAGAAUUAAGCUAACUAAAAAGUCCUAUCACUACAAAAAAAAAGGUUGUAUUAUAUAAAGUUGAAGAUUCAUCAAAUAAAAAUUUAAAAAAUGUGUUAAUAUUAAAAAUGACUUCUUUUUGUUGUAAUUUAAAAUCCAUUUUUGUGUAUUAACAAUUUAACAUCUAUUUUUUUUUUUUUUUUCAAAAUUGUUGGAUUGAUUAAAUGCAACCUACUGUAGGUAAUUUCACAAAUCUGUACCUCAGAGGUAAAAACGGUCAGUUGUCUACGAUAAUUACAAAGGUAAUAAAAUGCAAUUUCAAUUUCUUUAUCUUUAUGGAGACCAAAGGUCAAAUCGACAAUGAUAACCUCAAUGACAAUGAUAAAUGUGCUCAGUUUGAGAUUUUACUGUAAAACACGUUUAAUGAUGUCCACAAGCUGAAAAAUGACUGAUUUGUAUCAUUUCUUAGGAAAUGUUAAUGUAAGUUUAUGUCCUCAGUAAUGGGUGUUUAAAGAUGAGUAUUUUUAUUUUUUGCUUGGCACAAUUUCCUGUCAUGCCAAAGAAACUGCUUCUUCAUAUUCAGAAACACAAUCAUCCCAAGAGAUGGAUAAUUAUGGGUAUCUCUCAAGACAUUCCAACAUAUAGUUUUGCUUAUGUAGAAAAUAAUGAAAUUGAAGUAGUGGAUAUCAUCAAUUUUCCAUGCCUUCUUUGAUAACAUUCUCAUGCAAAGAAGAAAAUGUUAUUCCUGAAUUUAUGUGAAAAAAUGCUUGUUCAAUCAAGUACACCAACAAAACUUUUCAUUUAAUUUAUUUUUUUUAAUGAGUUUAUUUUCACUGAGCCUUUAAUGUUUUUUUAUUUGUAAAUAAAAACAAAUUACCUAUCAAAGAUUUUCAAUAUCUUAAGGUUAUUUUUUAAAACAUUUUUUAUUUACUUAGGCUUAUAUAUGUAUCAUUC
Messenger RNA from Nezara viridula (southern green stink bug), 3026 nucleotides. NCBI's taxonomy places the organism in Eukaryota, Metazoa, Arthropoda, Insecta, Hemiptera, Pentatomidae. The record is from the annotation of a GenBank genome assembly.